AUGGCCCACUACCAGCAGCUCGCCACCUCCCCCUCCCACGCAGACGCCCAAAAGCAGUACUUCCCGCCCCCCAAGCCCCACCCCGUCCGCCACCGCCUCCGCCUCCUCCUUCCCCUCCUCCCCAUCGCCGCCCUCUCCCUCAUCGCCCUCGCCCUCCUCCCCUCUUCCACCGACCUCCUCUCCCCCCAGACCCUCGCGCCCCAUCCCUCAGAGAACGAGCACUUCUUCACAGGCGAUAUAUGGGCGCACAACGACCUCGUCGCCGCCAAGCUCGAGCGGUGCGCGUCUCUCGGCUUGCUCCGCAACACUUCCCGGCCUUUACUACCGCACCAGCGCCUCAGCGACGAGGAAGAGCUGGAAUUGCAGAGGGAGGGGUGCGGGACGAAUGAGACGACGGUGGUGAUUCUUUCUUCGUUCUGGUUUGCAGAGUCGUUCCAGGGGCAUGCACCGACGGGCGAGACGGUAUAUGCGCAGAGCAUCAUGUCGUCCCUCAAUGCGUUGGGGUAUUCGUACUUUUUCUCGUCGUUGGGGUGGUACAACUCGGAUAUGCGCAAGACGACCGAGCUGUGGCACAAGUAUGGGGGGAAUGUGAGGAUGGUGAUUUCUGAUCCGGGGCAGCUGGAUACGUGCUGGAAUGAUGAGGGGCAGAAGUGUUUGAAGACGGAGGAGAACCCCGAGGGGAUACCUGCUUGGUGCCUGCUCGCUUUCUGGUACUGGGACACCCCCGGAAACCCCCUCGGCCCCAAAUUUACAUUGUCACCAUCACCCCUCAACGACAACAUUUUCCUUUCCUACUCUAUCGAACCCACCUGCCUCCGCCUCCCCUUCAUUCCCCACUCCUCCCGUUCGAAACCCCCACAAGCAUACCUCCUAGCCAAACAGAUCAACUACCUCUCCUCUUUCUCCCAUAACGACCGUGACCCGUACGCGCAAUUCGCUUGGACGCUGCCCGCCCUUUCCGGCCUCCGGGAAGAGUUCAAUAUCAGUGUGGUGGGCGGGAUGAGGAAUAAUAAUGAGACGAUGAGAGGGUUGGUGGAAGAGAGUGGAAUAAGGAAUCUGGGAGAGUUGGGGGUGGUGGAGUUUUAUGAGCAGUUGGCGGAGAGUUUUGUGUUGGUGGGGGUAGGACAGCCGAGGAUCAGUCCGAGUCCUUGGGAUGCGCUUUGUAUGGGCGUGCCCUUUAUCAACCCGAUUUUGGCGUGGGAUGAAGAAGAUCCGGAGAAUAGGACAAAGUGGCAUACUCAGCAGUGGCAUAUGACGCAUAUGGACCCCCCAUACGUCUACCCCACCCAAGCGCACAACCUUUCAGCCCUAUCCCACUCCAUCCAACAAGUGUUAGAGAAUCCAUUGGAAGAAAGGUAUAUACCGGAACAUAUGCGGUUUGAGUGGGUGAAGGGGCGGAUGGGGGAGGUGGUUGAGGGGGAUUGGGAGGGGAGGGGGAGGGAGGUUUUGGAUGAGUGGGUUGGGAGGGGGGAGGGGAGGGGGUUUGUUAUGUAG
This is a messenger RNA of Cryptococcus amylolentus CBS 6039, 1494 nucleotides long. RefSeq lists its product as hypothetical. The record is from RefSeq and is a predicted model, not a curated record. The coding region runs from base 1 to 1494 and encodes 497 amino acids. The transcript is spliced from 4 exons. Lineage: Eukaryota; Fungi; Basidiomycota; Tremellomycetes; Tremellales; Cryptococcaceae.